AUGUCUGCACUUCAGCCCACCCUCAGCAAUAGCGGUGCAGCACGAGCUGCGCCCGAUGCUAGACAACAAGCUCUGCUAGAAACGCUGCGACCUCACCGCUCCUCUCUACCCACCACACUCUACCUCUUGUCGUUCUGUCCGAAACUCUCUUACCGGCCUCGCGAAUUCUUCGGGCAUCCAGGGGUCAUCUACGCCUUCGGAUUCUUCAGCGCCCUAGUCGCCGGUCUUGGCAUCUUAUCCCUCGACAUUCUCUAUGGUGUAGUGUGGACAGCACAGAUCAGCGGACCUGAUGUUCCCGAGUCCGUGAUCAGAUCUUCUUCGAACAGGACAGCAUGGAUCAUGACAGUAUGCGCCUGCAUCUACUUUGUUUUCUGUUGGGUCUUCUUGGCUUGCUUCUCUUCCGCAUCUCACCAGCUCAGCCAAAGAUUGGCGCACGCAUACGUCGCCUCUUGCCUCUCUCAAGAUGCUGCGUUUCACGACAAACAUGGAGCUGGCGAAAUUGCGACACACGCCGGCAAGGAGGUUGGACUGAUCAGAGUGGUGUAUGGCGAAAAGGUGGGUGCAUAGAGACGCAGCCUGCUCCGUCUGGCCGAGUGUACCAGCUCCGUCUGCUAACGGUUUUCACUUCAUCCUUUGCGAAACUCCAUAGCUCGGCUUCGUUGUGUGGUCAAUGUCCACCCUGAUCGCAUCGGUAAUCACUGGCUUCAUCAAGAAUGCGCGUGUAGCGGGAACGUUAUUCUCCCUGAUCCCUUUCGCCAUCAUUCUCUUUACCGUCAUUGCCAUCUACCGUGAAAAGGUGGCUGGACCCUUGCUUAGACUAGAAGGCCAGGCCAGUAGCUUCACAGAAGAAUGUCUUUCUGGCGCACGAAUCCUACAAGCCUUCGGUAUGCGCUCUCAUGUCGUCAAGCGAUUCGAUGAAGCAUACCUGCGGCCUCUCCGUCAGCUGGGUAUCAAGCGUGGAUACUAUCGCAGUGGGGAGAACGCAGUUUUCUGGUUCACAGUCAUGCUUUGUGAGUUUCUUCAUCGCUAUCAUGGGCCACUAGCGUGCUGUCCUCUGGGUGACGGGCACUGACAAGUUCUCUUCACCAUCGUGUCGUAGCGUAUCCGCUGGCUUUCUUCGCUAUCGCUAGAUUCUUCGGAGAGACCGGCCCUUCGUGAGUGUCGCUAUCCGUAUGCAGCAGCUAUGUGGUCUGUGCUGACCUCGAAGGCCUGUCUUCGCAGACUCACCGCUUUCUGGAACUACCUGAAUGCUCUAUUCGCGAUGGCAAACGUGGCACCCAUGGUCUCCAGCCUAGUCGACGCCCACUCUGCCAUGACAUUCCUUCGGCGCACCAUCGAGCGGCAACCACUCAUCGAGCUCCGGGAUGCCGGUGGCGAGAAACCCGUUCUCACUGGACCUCCUUCCGUGGAUCUGAUUGACGUGCGGCUUGCAUACCCAAGUCGCCCAAGCAUCGCCAGUCUCGAUGGCGUCUCGCUCCACAUUCCCGCCGGAAAGGUCACAGCUUUGGUGGGCCAAAGCGGGUCCGGCAAAAGCACAAUUACUGAGCUGCUGAUGCGCUCAUAUGACCCCUUGACCUCCAAUUUGAUUCGGGAAGAUGAUGCUGCAGACGAAGCAGCUGACCGUGCCGCUCUAGGCAUGCAGACUGAGGAAGAAAAGGACGCUGCAGCGACCAAAAAGAAGAAGAGUGGUUUGCUGCGAUCUGUUACCAAGCCGCGUCGCAAAACGACUGAGAGCAGCGAGAAGAGCGACGAGGCCGACGUCGAGUCUACGGCUGCCAUCAAGGCUAAAGGAAAGGCUCACAUUCAAGGCCAAGGCAAGGUCCUCUUUCAUGGUCAUGAUUUGCGAGACCUCAACCUCAGCUGGCUCCGGUCGCAGAUCGCCAUUGUGCGACAAAUGCCGCAGGUCAUGUCAGCCACUAUCUUCGAGAAUGUGGCAGCGGGUCUCUGCGGUACGCCUUACGAGUACCACACCCCGAAAAGUGGACAGACCCUGUCACCAGAGGAGCAGACCCGGUAUAAUGCGAUCCGCGACAAGGUGGUCGAAGCACUUGAGAAGGCGCAAGCAUGGGGAUUCGUCUGCAAGCUACCGAAUGGCGUCGACACGCAUGUGUCGGGAGGCAAGACGGGACUGCUCUCUGGAGGUCAAAGACAGCGCAUCGCCAUUGCGCGAGCACUCAUCCGCCAGCCUGCACUGCUCAUUUUGGAUGAAGGCACAUCCGCCUUGGAUUCCCAGAGCGAGGCCGGAAUUCGCGAGAUGCUGAAAGAGGAACAAGCCAAGCGCGGUAUGACGACCAUCCUCAUCGCUCACAGACUCAGUACGAUAGCACACGCGGAUCAGAUCGUCGUUAUGCGAGCGGGACAGAUUGUCGAUCGUGCGACGACAGAGGCCCAAGAAGGCUCUGCUCACGAUCAGCUGAUGCAGGCCAAGCGCCAGGACGAGACUUACCGUACGAUGGUGUUGACGCAGCGCGCGGCUUUGUCACAAGACUCCACCUCCGACGAACCCCAGAGCGAUGACACAUCCGACGCAAGCUCAUGCGACGAGGUGCUCAAUUCCGACAUGGCGACUACUCGAGUGGCACCAUCCCUCCAACCUUUCAGGUCUCCCUCGCACUCGUCGGGUCUUUCAAUGCACUCUCUUGCCCCUCGGCGCAGCCGAGUCACCGACAUUCCUAUGCCGAUGGCUGGAGGUCGCGGAGGUGUACACUCUCAUCUGGGCCACGCCGAAGAAGCAGCCGCCCCCGCAGCAGAACAGCAUGUAGACAGCGACGCAGGAACUCCGAAGAAGUAUCUGAGCAACUUUUUCAAGCUUGCUGGUCGAUAUAAGAGUCUCUGGUUGAUCGGCAUUGUCGGAGGCAUUGCAACAGGUGUGGCCUUCCCAGUGGCUGGAUGGAGAACCGGACCUGCCGUUGAUGGUCUGACCAUUCCUCGCGAGACAAUGAACGCCCUCAGAGUCUCCGUCACAAAUCGUAACGCCCUUUGGUUCUUCCUCAUCGCCAUCGCUGUUCUCCUCCUGGUCAUCAUCCACUCGAGUGCUCUGGAAGCGGCAUCGGAGUUGCUCGUGCGCAGACUCAAGGUGAUGGGCUUUGCCGCUGUGAUUCGACAAGAGAUUGGCUGGUUCGAUUCGCCGGACAACCAUCCUGGAUCGCUCACCUCUGCCGUCGCGACCAAUCCUCAGUCGGUGGCCGCGGCGACCGGUGUGAUCUUCGCACAGAUUUUGAUCGGCUCCGCCAACCUGAGCGGUAGCGUCGUGCUGGGCUUCAUCCUUAGCACAAAAUUUGCCCUAGUCGUCCACGCUCCAAUCGUUGCCAUUCUACUAGCUGGUGGGGUCAACGUCUACUUUUUGGAGCGCUACGAACGCGACGUCUCUGUUCCAGCUGGCCAUGCUGCAUCAUACGUGGCGGAGAACAUGGACGCUGUGCGAGAAGUGGCUGCGCUCGGCAGAGAGCUCGAAAUCAUGCGAGUCUUCGAUGAGCGCGCAAAAGCAGCCCCUUCGAGGAACAGGUACCUCAUCUUUGGAGCGGGCGGCUUUGCCUUUGCUCAGGCGAUGGUGCUCUUCGUUUCUGCGCUCGUCUUCUACUGGGGAGGCCAGCUGUAUGCGGACGGCACCAUGUCUCAGAGCGUUCUCUACUCUGGGUUUGAAGCGGCAGUCAUUGGAACUUUUUCGGCAGGAAGGCUUCUCACAUUUCUGCCAGACAUAGGACGUGCAGCGGCAGCGUUCAAGAUGGUCAUUGGAUGGUCCGAACGAAAGCCCAAGAUUGCUUCGAUGAUUUCCGCCGAUGCACCUCCUACGCCCGAAGAGAAACGAUUCGCGGGACUUGGCGACAUCGUUUUCAGUGACGUCGAAUUGAGAUACCCCCAGCGACCGGACCAUCCCGCUUUGCAGCACCUCAACUUGACGAUCAAGAGUGGCAAGACGCACGCUUUCGUCGGACCGAGUGGCAGCGGCAAGAGCACCAUCCUGCAACAGAUUGCCCGCUUCUACGAUCCCUGCCAAGGCACGCUAAAAGUGGGUGAUGUGGACGUGCGCAAAAUCCCGCUGGAAGAGUAUCGCGAAUCCAUCGCGCUGGUCAGUCAAGAAUCGGUCCUGAUCAGCGGAAGCGUUCGAUGGAACCUGAGCCUAGGCGCCAGAGACCCUUCGAGCGUCACGCAAGAGCAGCUGGAAGAGGCGUGCGAACAAGCAAACAUCUUGGACUUCAUCAGGGGCUUGCCACAAGGCUUCGACACGGACUGUGGAACAAAGGGGACCCAACUUAGCGGUGGACAGAAGCAACGCAUCUGCAUCGCCAGAGCACUCAUGAGGGACCCGCAGAUUCUUUUGCUGGACGAAGCGACUAGCGCACUGGAUGCUGAGUCGGAAGUAAGCGUGCAGAGAGCGCUUGACAGGGCGAGCAAAGGUCGCACUGUCGUCACCAUUGCCCAUCGACUGAGCACGAUCAGACAUGCGGACACCAUCCAUGUGGUGGAGGAUGGCCAAAUAAGGGAAUCCGGUACACACUCGGCACUGCUGGAAAGGAAGGGUCGAUACUUGGAGUUGGUGCAAGCGCAAUUGUAG
Messenger RNA from Ceraceosorus bombacis, 4555 nucleotides. Lineage: Eukaryota; Fungi; Basidiomycota; Exobasidiomycetes; Ceraceosorales; Ceraceosoraceae. The record is from the annotation of a GenBank genome assembly.